AUGUCAGCUUCAGUAAAUUUUAAAAAAUCACCAAGUUUGCAUUAUCGACAAAGUGGCCAGCCAAAUUACGCCUCAUCUUCAGAUUCACACCAUCCACCAAAACCGCCAUCCCAACCACCCGCAUCAUUUCUACGCCACCCUGAAGAUGUUCUUUCUGCACCUCCUCCCCAACAGCCAAGUACAGGAAGUCAGUGGUUGGCUAUUGCUCCAGCCUCUCCGUUUCCACCACAUCAAGGGGCCUCGUCACCAAUGUUCCAUCAUCCUAAUACGCACUCAACUUUCCAACUUCAUCCCGAAUGUUACGGUCAAAUGCCACCCGCAGUUAAUCUAUCUCAUGCUGCAGCUUUUAUGUGCAACUACUCUCCUGUAGAUCCAGCAGCCAGAUUCUAUGUUAAUGGCAGCUUGACUCAGACGAUUGAAGCUUAUCAGCAACCGAGGACCCCUCAAUCAGGGCCCCGCGCUGGCUAUUCCUUUCAGACCCAUGAAAUGGGUCUACACCCACCCGAUCAUUCUGCUAUGAAGCGUCCAAACGAUUUGGAUUAUCUAAGACCUCGGAAAGGUUCCCUUCCAACUUCCCAACAACAGCAGAUAUCUCCUGGGAAAUCCGGGAAGAUGCUCUUCCCAAUUCGACCCCCCACUUUAGUAUCUACUGGGUCCCCACCUCCCUUGCCUCCGAGACAACCCCGACAACAACAGAUUUCUCAACAGCAACAGACGUCUCAACAAACACGUCCACCUGCUCUACCACCUCCACCAUCAGGUUCUGGGCAGAGAGUUCAGAAACAGACGGAUCCUUGGAGUAAUUGGGGAGGGGCUUCGGUUGCAAUGACAACUGCUGCAAAUGGCGGAGGUGUACUUCACUCUGUGUCUUUUAUUUCUUCACCAACUCCUGGAAAAGCACAAAGGUUUCCGAUACAUCCUAGUGUGAAUCGACCAUCAACACUCCUUCCAAGCGGUGAUGAGGCCCCACAAAGUCACUGCCUCAAACCACCUUCUUCAAAUGCUAUUAGAGAGACCACUCCAAUCCGUAUAAAUCGUCACAAGACCAAGUCUCCAUCACCUUGUUUACCGAGUGGAAGUGGAAAUCAUUCUAAAGCGAGCACACCAAAUCGUCAGAGACAAUUCCAAUCAGUCGAACGCCAAAUUUCCCCCAGUGAUGAGAUAUUUAGACAAAACAUGCAUCGAUUAAGUACAGCCGUUACAGCUUCCAAAUCUCCAGGAUCAGUUGAACCUCCACCUCUUUCAACUGCUGAGCCUCAUCGGGGUUGUCAUCCUCCCGAUCCAGUGAGUAGUGGAUCACAAGAAGAACCCGGCCAAGUAAAAGCAUUCACAGCUGGUCUUUCAACAUCUCUCACUUCGUUAUCCCAUUCCUCUUCCCUCUCCGAUUUCGAUACUGAAGGUUCCAUCACUUCCGCUAGCUCCUCCUCCUCCUCCUCGGUUAUCCAUGAUAGCCAUCAUCACUGUGACAGCUCCUCCUCCCACUCUUCCUCCUCAAGUUUCUGCUACGGUUGUGCUCAUAGCGGCGCGAAUGCAACCUCAGCCCCAGCUGCAAAAUCCGAUGUCGCUGUCACCAAUAUAGCCCCACAAGCCACUGCCAUCUCCGUUACUACAGAUAGCGAUUACGUGCCAUUUGUGAAGGCAGUAAACCCAGCUGUCUAUCGUCGCUUCAUUGAACAAAAGUACUUUUCGAAUGUUGGGCGAGUUCAUAAGGAACGGGAGGAGAGGCAAGCCCGACUUGAAGCCGAAAUGGCGCUUAUGGGUUUGAGUGAGGCCUCUCGGGCUCAUAUGCGAAAAAUGCUCCAAGCUAAGGAGUCAAACUACAUGCGUAUGCAGCGAGCUAGAAUGGAUGAAAGCAUGUUCAUUCGGCUCAAACGCCUUGGUGUUGGAGCAUUUGGGUGGGUAUGGCUAGUUCGAAAGAAGGAAAAUCGUCAGUUGUAUGCAAUGAAGAUUCUAAAGAAACGAGAUGUUGUGAGAAGACGCCAACUGGCGCAUGUGCAGGCUGAGAGAGAUAUUUUGGCCGAGGCAGACAGUGAUUGGGUGGUUAAACUCUUCUUCUCAUUCCAGGACUCCCACGCUCUCUACCUGGUUAUGGAAUAUAUUCCUGGCAAGCCUCCUGUCUUUAUCGUUCUGAGGUUAGUAGCACCAUUCUACGAUCGAAUUGAUGAUACAAGUGGCGACAUGAUGUCCCUGUUGAUAAAGAAGGAGAUUUUCGAGGAGCCUCUUGCUCGCUUCUACAUUGCUGAACUAACUCUUGCCCUGGAAAGCGUUCAUGAGCUUGGAUUCAUUCACAGGUGA
This is a messenger RNA of Rodentolepis nana, 2295 nucleotides long. The record is from the annotation of a GenBank genome assembly. NCBI's taxonomy places the organism in Eukaryota, Metazoa, Platyhelminthes, Cestoda, Cyclophyllidea, Hymenolepididae.